AUGGAAGCAACCGAAGAUGCGCUGCCUGGGUGGACAUGUCAACAAAUGGAAGCGGAUCUAGAAGAGCUAGCGGAUUUAACCAAUAGGGCCAGCUCUUUGAUCGGACUACGACCGCCGGGCGUCAAGACGAGAGAAACCACUGCGAAAACACCAACAGUGAGAGAUAAGGAGACUUUGUUAGAGGAGAUGACUGGCGGUCUAAAGAGCUUCUUAUGGAUACUAGAGAAGAUUGCUGCAGCCCGGGACGCAGGUGCCGCACCCACGCCAGACAGUCCCACACGUUCCUCGGGUAAUUCGAUAGCGCAUGGCUCAAUGCCGGUGAACCCAGACCCGGUUCCAGAUCCCGACCCUACUUCAAUCUCACUAACACCAUCAACACCCGCAAGUACCUUGGGUAGUCCAUUGGUGCAGAGUCCGGCGUCCGUGAAGCGGGAGCAGCUCAGCCCAGAUCCAAGCCUCGCACCUAAUCCCCUCACCUCCGCUUCCGCAGAUGCUGUGGCCAGACCGACGGUACGGGCAUCGGAACGACUUGAGCAGGGUCGCGAUGAUAGAGCUAGUGAGCUGUUUGUUCCUGUGACGGAGGCGGGAAGCGGACAACAGGGCGUGAAGAGGAACCCCAGUGAGGAACCGCAGCAACGCAAUGUAAGGUCACGCAAAGCUCCAACAGAAGAUAAAACGUCGCAAUUGCUGGCGCGUAUGCGCAAACUCAGUCUAAGCGAAAACGUCAAUCUCGGUGCCAGCGCAUACACGAAGGGCGUACGCGUCGCCGCCUCUGUGCUGAGCAAGAGCACUCUCUGUCAAAUCAAAGCACUCGUCCGAGCGUGGCGCUCGCAGAGGCCCGUAUCGAUCGUGUCUUUGCAACAGGACGACGCAGUCGCUCAAGUGGCCUCGUCUCAUCGACAGGUUCUGGCCAUUGAGAACGAGCGCGAUCAUGGUCUGUUCCGCUUGCGGGUAGCCGAGUACCAGUUCGCGCACAGCACGCGCCUACACAAGAAGAAGGACAAGAUGUUCGUGCACAAAGUACUCCAACGCUUAGGUAUUGAACCCACCAAGCAAACGCUCUUGGCCUUCAAAAAUGUCUACUCGCGGCGAGCGAAAUGGCUCAGCAUCUGCGAAAAUUGUCCAGGUGGCUCCCCCAAUGUCGGUAUCUUGGCUCUCAUUCCACUCACACUUGAGGCGCCAUACUACGUGUCGUCUGACAUGUGCAAGAAGAUUACAUACAAGGAUGUAUCUGAGUUUUCCGCCGUGAUGAACCAAUCUUCUGUCAUAGCAUCAGCACUCCUACGUGUAGGUGUUCGUGUAUACGAUCUCUACAACAAAUCGGAAGAAUUUGAGUUUGAGUUUGAGCAUUGCAGCGAGGAAGCUUACCAGCAAUUUGUAUGGAACAGGGGCCUCGGAGAAGACCUGGACGACCAUGACGACAGAGAUCCAGGAUUGGGUUGGCUAGGUCACAUCCGGCAGCACUUCAAUGCCAACUCUGGCCCUGACCACCACUGCUCCGACGAUGGCGAUUGGGAUACCGACCCCACGACUGCCGAGCCAGGAGCUAAGUGUCAUAUAUGCAGCGUUCAAGCUCCGUGCCAAUGCCUACGCUUUCCUCCAAACGCAUAUCGAAUCAAGCGAGACCGUGACCGGGGACGUUACGUGGAGGCGGCCGCGACAUUGCCUGAAGGUAUCCUGAUCGGAGAGGUGAUCGGCCAGCUUGUGCCGCUCACCACCGAAACAGAUGACGGCAUGCUGGUACUACACAGCGACACCGAAGCACUGUGCAAGAUCAAACGUUCUGAGCAGGGAAACUGGACAAGGUUCGUUAAACAAGAGGAAACCGGAAACGUCAGGUUCGAAUCUCUCCUCGUCAAUGGGCGUUGGAGAAUCUUACUACGCACGCUCGAAGUUGUCCAUGCGGGGAUGCAACUCGUAGCCAUACGAUAA
Messenger RNA from Alternaria novae-zelandiae, 1932 nucleotides. RefSeq lists its product as uncharacterized. The coding region runs from base 1 to 1932 and encodes 643 amino acids. Lineage: Eukaryota; Fungi; Ascomycota; Dothideomycetes; Pleosporales; Pleosporaceae. The transcript has a single exon. The record is from RefSeq and is a predicted model, not a curated record.